This is a messenger RNA of Adineta ricciae, 867 nucleotides long. The record is from the annotation of a GenBank genome assembly. Lineage: Eukaryota; Metazoa; Rotifera; Eurotatoria; Adinetida; Adinetidae.
AUGCGACAACGAAUUGGGAAAACAAGUAUUGAAGUACGCGACUUAGAAUCGAAACUGAGUGCGAAAUAUGCACAGAAAGAACGCACUGGACAAAUGGCAGAACAACAAGCAUUGAAAUUUGAUUCAUAUUUGGAAGAUGCAGAAAUCGCUCGACGUAUGCGCAGUGAAACAGACAAAGCUGAAGAAGAUCAUCAUAAACGUGAGAUUAUUCGCCAAGAAGAAAUGAAACGCUACAAACAAGAUCUUCAGCAUCAACUCAAAGAACAGGAAUUGAGUAAACAAUGGAAGAUAAUGGAGCGUCAACGUAUGGAAGAAGAACAUUGUCGUAUUGAAGAGUACGCACGCACUCUAGAACACCGGCAACAAAUGGCUAAAGCCAAAGAGCGUGCGCGUGAGGAUGCAAUUGAUCGAGUUCAACGCCGAUUAGUUGAACAGAUAAAACGCGAUCGUGACGAGCGGGAAGAGCAAGAGCAAGCUUUACGAAGGCGGGAAAGAGAUGAGCUAGAAGCACGUAUAAGACAGCGUCUUGCAUUACAACAUGAACGUGAUGAACAAAUACAAUUCAAGCAUGCACGAGAUGAAGAAGUCAAACGAGAAGAAGAGAAAUAUCCACAACAAUUGAUGUCUAAAUUUUCUGAAGAUGAUCAAGAACGUCGGCGGCAAUUGACAUUCGACAAACAAUGUGAGGUCGAUGAAUGUGCUCAGGCCGAACAUCUACACUUAAUGCGGAAACAAAUCAUCGAAGAAGAACAUAUCAAAUUACUUCGCGGACAUGCUCAUCGUUUACUAGGAUAUCUACUCGAAGGUGUUAUUCGAGAUGAAGAAGAUCUUGAUUAUCUCGGUAAUGAUUUUAAAAAUGAAUUCUAA